Messenger RNA from Aphanomyces astaci, 1791 nucleotides. RefSeq lists its product as hypothetical. Bases 24 to 1211 code for a protein of 395 amino acids. The transcript has a single exon. NCBI's taxonomy places the organism in Eukaryota, Oomycota, Saprolegniomycetes, Saprolegniales, Verrucalvaceae. The record is from RefSeq and is a predicted model, not a curated record.
CGGCCUUGGACUCUGCUGUUGGCAUGGGUGGGACAACGUUUGAGAUGCGUCAAUGCCGCUUCGUGUUCUGUGGCGCCGAAGACGACGAGCCGUUCAGCGUCUUGCUCCCAGUGGAGCCGGCCCCGACCCUCCAAGUCGUGCGCAGCCAUUUCCCGUUUGAAGGCCGCUUCCACUUCCGCCUCCAGGAAGUCACGUCCGGCGGCAACUACGUAUGGCGUGACCUUGUGGAUGAGUCUACAGUCAUUCCAAUCGACGCGCUAUUGAAGGUACUGCAAGUGUCGUCGACGCCAGAAGAGUACCCGGUAUAUAGCUCGCAGGUGGACAACACCAACGAGCUCGAGUCGUUCCAGCGGAGUUUUCGCGAGUCCUAUGACGACAGCGCGUGCUCUGGCGACCACGAACGCUCGUCCAAGGGCUCCAACAAGCAACCUCAGCAGCAAUCAUCUUCCGCCGCCCCGCAACUCAACGCGCUGUGGAAGAACACCAAGCACCACCUCAACAAAACCACCGCCAAGGUGUGGGAAACCGUCGAGUUCACGGCGGGGCGGUACUUUGGCUCUCAAUCCGGCGCCGAGAAGCCGACUGCAGCGGCGUUGCAAAACUUGGCCGCGGCCUCGGCGCUGUCCCGCACGCCUUUUUCCGACUCGAACCGCGACCACAUGGACCAGAUCCGGCGGUUGUGGGGCGCGGUCGUUGGCGACUCUGGUCGGCCGUUCGCGAGGACGUCGCCUGUGUGGGUGGACGAAGGGGGGUUUCCGUCCGACGACCCCGGCGCUACCUUCAAGGCACACGGGGUGCUGGCGUUGCAUGCGCUGGCGUUCUUCACGGACGUCCACCGCAGUGCGUCGGACGAGAUGCGACGCGGCGGGUACGCGUAUGCGACAGAGGGGCUGCAGGUCGUGUCGAUCCUGGUGGAGGUGCUAGAUUUGGACUCGGGGCGGUUCCUCGAACGCGACGAAGUGUACUGGAAAGUGUUUGAAGACCCUAUCGGGUGGUACGAACUGUUUUCCGUUGCGUUUCACGCCCACCAUACGUUUUGGCGCCAACAAGGCAAGGGAGCUAGUAGCACUAGUACUAGUAGUACUAGUACCCGCGAUCGCAGCUUUCAGCCGUCGCCGCUCGACUUGACCAAGCAGUUUGUGUGCCGCCUACUCAUGCAAGCCCCCAAGACCGUCCAAGACGUUGUGACGUUGGCCGACACCAUAUAUUAACACUUUAAUUUGACUAACGCAUACUAGUAUCAAGUUGCGUGUCAAGCGUCGCUGUUCUUGCGACGGCGGCGACUCGUCGGCCCUGGCGAACUGCUCGCCGCCGGCGUGUCCGUCACGGCAGCCUCGUCGGCUCCUCCGUCAAAGGUCCUUAAGUGUGGCACGUUGGUCGAGUGUAGCGGAGAGGACGGUGGUGCGGCUGGGGCAACGACAACGUCGCCAAUCGUCGAAGCAACCACGGAGGGGGGUGCGUUCUCCUCGGAGUAAUCUGCAUCGCUGAGGGUGGGGGUGAUGUUGUCAUUUGGAGCGUUGCUGGGUGGGGUCACAACUACGUCGAUCAUCGCAACCACCUCUUGCUUUGGUUGGUCUUCACCGUCAACAACCUCUGUCGACGACGGGAUCGUAUGAGUGAUUGGCACUGUUUGGACGUCCAUAGAAGGUUCUUGCAAGUAGUCGCUCUCGUUCCCUUGCUCCGUCACAUGAUAGUGGUCUGCCUUGCUUUCGUCCACGUUAUGGUGUUCGUUGUGGGUGGUAAUUAUGUCGGCGCCACCGUCCACGGGGGGGUCGGCAGGAAGGGGGGGGG